This is a messenger RNA of Rhododendron vialii, 471 nucleotides long. Its product is annotated as NAC domain-containing protein 67-like. Gene Ontology annotation, biological process: regulation of DNA-templated transcription. NCBI's taxonomy places the organism in Eukaryota, Viridiplantae, Streptophyta, Magnoliopsida, Ericales, Ericaceae. The record is from RefSeq and is a predicted model, not a curated record. The transcript is spliced from 2 exons. The coding region runs from base 1 to 471 and encodes 156 amino acids. Gene Ontology annotation, molecular function: DNA binding.
AUGGAUACCAACCUAAUCGAGAAACCGGUGAUGGAUGCUGGAAAGCCACCGGAGCUAAUUAAUAAGUCCGUGGACCACAAAGAUCAGGUUGUUGGGCAUAAGAAGGUAUUAGUUUACUAUGAAGGAAAGCUAGGGCGUGAAAACAGUAAAAAGACCAAUUGGAUCAUGCAUGAGUUUCGAGUCGAGGGGCCUCCUAGAAUCAAAGAGAGCCAGCAUGAUAUGAAGUUGGAUGAUUGGGUUUUAUGUAGGAUUUACAGAAAAGAAGUAUCAGAAAAUGGGAAAAAGGGUGAAGCGCAAGGCCAAGUACCAGAAAGAUGGAAGAAGGGUGGAGUUCAAGCCCAACACAAGCUAGUUCCCAUUCCCAGUCCAGCCGCGAAUGACAAUGAUUUGGAUGACCUUGAUACGGACGGCUUGUUUGCUCAAAAUUCCAAUCCCGCGCCGAGCCAAAACUCCGAUAAUGUACCAGUCUAA